UCCUGUGGGAGCGACAAAAUCAAGUGGCGGAGGGGAUCCUUGAUGCUUCCCUUUAAGAACAAGCUUUAAGAGAGUUGCCCACAGCCCUGCCCUCAUCUGAGAUGGCGGCUCUGCGGCCGCUCUAGCCAGCGCCUCUCGGAUUCCCGGAGGGGACGAACGUCUCGCCCCUGGCCCUGGGGGGCUGCGGCGCUGGCCUCGGGGAGCGCAGGUUGUGCUAGAGCCCCUCGUGGCCUUGGGUACGUGGACGGUGAACCCCUUCCCUCCUGUACCGGGUUUCUCAGCGCCUCCCCCUGCCGCACCCUCGGGCCUCCCUGCCGCCGCUGUCGGAAGCGCCCGGGGGCAGGCCCUCGGGCCGGCUGUAACCGCGCCUCGGGCCGGACCAUGCCCAGGAAGCUGCAGCUGCUGCCCCCGCUCUCCGCGUCCUCGGCUUUCCGCGCUCCGCGAGCCCGCCCCGCUACCCGCCCGGCUAUGAACGCCGCCCGCACCGGCUACCGAGUCUUCUCGGCCAACUCCACGGCCGCCUGCACCGAGCUGGCCAAGCGCAUCACCGAGCGUCUUGGUGCUGAAUUGGGGAAAUCUGCCGUAUAUCAAGAGACCAAUGGAGAAACAAGAGUUGAAAUUAAAGAAUCUGUUCGUGGCCAAGAUAUUUUCAUUAUACAGACAAUACCCAGAGAUGUGAAUACAGCUGUGAUGGAGUUACUGAUCAUGGCUUAUGCGCUGAAGACUGCCUGCGCCAGGAAUAUUAUUGGAGUCAUCCCUUAUUUUCCUUACAGCAAGCAAAGCAAGAUGAGGAAGAGGGGCUCCAUUGUGUGCAAGCUCCUAGCGUCUAUGCUGGCAAAAGCAGGUUUAACUCACAUUAUCACUAUGGAUCUUCAUCAAAAGGAAAUACAAGGCUUUUUCAGCUUUCCCGUGGACAACCUUAGAGCCUCACCUUUCCUGCUUCAGUAUAUCCAGGAAGAAAUUCCAAAUUACAGAAAUGCAGUCAUUGUAGCUAAGUCUCCUGAUGCUGCAAAAAGGGCCCAGUCAUAUGCUGAGAGACUCCGACUGGGUUUAGCUGUAAUCCAUGGGGAAGCUCAGUGUACAGAGCUGGACAUGGAUGAUGGGCGGCAUUCUCCUCCAAUGGUCAAAAAUGCUACUGUCCACCCGGGUCUGGAGUUGCCAUUGAUGAUGGCCAAAGAGAAACCACCGAUAACUGUAGUCGGAGAUGUUGGAGGACGUAUCGCAAUCAUAGUGGAUGACAUCAUUGAUGAUGUGGAAAGUUUUGUCGCUGCUGCGGAGAUUCUGAAAGAGAGAGGAGCUUAUAAAAUCUAUGUUAUGGCCACUCACGGCAUCCUGUCUGCAGAGGCCCCCCGUCUGAUUGAGGAGUCCUCCAUUGAUGAGGUGGUGGUGACGAAUACUGUCCCUCAUGAGGUGCAGAAGCUGCAGUGUCCCAAGAUAAAGACUGUGGAUAUCAGUCUGAUUCUUUCAGAAGCAAUACGGAGAAUCCACAAUGGGGAGUCCAUGGCGUACCUUUUCCGAAACAUCACUGUAGACGACUAACUUCCACGGUCGCCUUGACCUGGAACUCCUAAGGAAAACGUGAGAAAAGCAGUGCCGUCAAUUAUGUACACAGUGUUUCCUUCAAAGGAGCACUGGAAAUAGUCUGAUCGUCUCCCUUGCCAAGUUUGGUAGGUAGGAGACAUAUUAAGGUGGUCAACAGGAAGACGGAGCUAAUGGAUGAAUGGCCUUAAAUUAUCUGCUCUUAUCCUGUUCCUUAAGCAAAAGUUACAGGCGUCUUCCUGAAAAUAAUCUGCAAAUCUUGUUGAUAUUGAAAAAGCAUUAGAGGAAGGUAAAGUCUUAGCUCUAGAAUGUUUAUUCGGUUGUUUCAACCGCAGGGAAAUGUAUGUGUUAAUGUUGAACAUGGUUUGGGAAGCUGAGAUCCCUGGCACUGUUUCUAUGCCUCUUCCCAGUCAACUUCAUGUAAGUCUUUUAUAGAGAAUCUUAUUUUUCUUUGAGAAACUGUUGUGCCUACAGCUGUUGAACAAAACAUUUGUGGUGUUAACUCCUGGCAAGAAUGGCAGAUUAGAGAAAUAACAUCCUAACUCUGGGUAUCUGCAUUGCUCUUAAAUUGGAAAUAAAAGAAUUUGUUGUCUGGCUUGUCUCUUCA
Messenger RNA from Manis javanica (Malayan pangolin), 2146 nucleotides. RefSeq names its product phosphoribosyl pyrophosphate synthetase associated protein 1 (gene PRPSAP1). The record is from RefSeq and is a predicted model, not a curated record. Gene Ontology annotation, biological process: purine nucleotide biosynthetic process; 5-phosphoribose 1-diphosphate biosynthetic process. Gene Ontology annotation, cellular component: ribose phosphate diphosphokinase complex; cytoplasm. Gene Ontology annotation, molecular function: magnesium ion binding; ATP binding; ribose phosphate diphosphokinase activity. Lineage: Eukaryota; Metazoa; Chordata; Mammalia; Pholidota; Manidae.